Molecule: messenger RNA, 4267 nt
Organism: Boleophthalmus pectinirostris (great blue-spotted mudskipper)
Lineage: Eukaryota; Metazoa; Chordata; Actinopteri; Gobiiformes; Gobiidae
Gene: atrnl1a
Product: attractin-like 1a
Exons: 33
Coding region: 5-4267 (1420 amino acids)
Cellular component (GO): Golgi apparatus
Molecular function (GO): protein binding
Source: RefSeq, a predicted model, not a curated record
AAGGAUGUUAAAAUGGUCCAAAUACUUGGUUUCCACAAGUGAUGCUCUAAUUAAAUUGCACAGAAAAGAUUCACUGUCCUGCGGUUUCAAAUGGUUGAGUUCUCUUUUACUUCUUAGUGCAAUAAUGAUUUGGUUUGGAGCGCAGGGCUCCGCCGCGGCUCCUCUGACCUGCGAGAGGAGCUGUUACUCCGGCACCUGCGUGAACGGGAGCUGCGUGUGUGACCACGGCUGGGUGGGGGACCGGUGCCAACACUGCCAGGGUCGGUUCAGGAUCACAGAGCAGUCAGGUUCUCUCACAGACGGACCACAAAACUACAAGUACAAGACCAAGUGCACCUGGCUCCUGCAGGGCGCGCCAAACUCAGUGCUGCGUCUGCGCUUCACUCACUUUGCCACAGAGUGCAGCUGGGACCACAUGUACGUGUACGACGGAGACUCCAUCUUCUCUCCGCUCGCCGCCGUCUUCAGUGGCCUGGUGGUCCCAGAGAACCGAGGGAACGAGUCUGUCCCAGAAGUGGUCACUACCUCUGGAUACGCCCUACUGCACUUCUUCAGCGACGCAGCCUACAACCUGACUGGCUUCAACAUCCAGUACUCGCUGAACUCAUGCCCUUAUAACUGCUCUGGACGUGGGCACUGCAGAGUGCUGAGCCUGGGCACAGGGCGGGUCUACUGUGACUGUGAGGAGCACUGGAAGGGAGACGCCUGCCACAUCCCCUACUGCCCCAACAACUGUGGCAGCCCCGAGCACGGCUACUGCGACCUGACCGGAGAGAAGCUCUGUGUGUGCAACGACAGCUGGCAAGGUCCAGACUGUUCCCUGCCCGUCCCCUCGGCUGAUGCAUUCUGGGAGCUGCCCAGCGUGAAGCCCUCCCCCCUGUCCCUGGGCCGGGCGUCCCAUCAGGCCGUGCUGCACCGGGGGCUCAUGUGGGUGGUGGGGGGUUACUCCUUCAACUACUCCAACUACCACAUGCUCCUCAAUUAUGCUGUGGACAGUGGGACGUGGGACAUGGUAACAGUCGGCUCUGGUCCUCUGUACAGAUAUGGACACUCUCUGGCCCUGCACCAGGACGAUCUCUACAUGUUUGGGGGUAAGCUGGAGCAGGGAGCGGCGAACGUUAGCGACGAGCUGUGGGUGUUUAACAUCCCCAGACGUGUGUGGACCCCCGUCAGGCCGACCCCGGGGCCCCUCUGCCCUCUGGAGGGACACAGUGCCCACAUAGUCUCCCGGGAGGACGGCCAGACGGUCAUGCUUGUGUUUUUCGGCUACUCUCCGGUCUGCGGCUACCUCAACCAAGUGCAAGAGUACCACAUCGGUGACAAGUCGUGGCGGGUGCUGUCCACUCGGGGCGCCGUGGUGCGGGGCGGGUAUGGCCACAGCAGUGUGUACGACGAGGGCAGUGGCAGUGUGUUUGUGCAUGGAGGAUACAAGGCUCUGGGACACAACAAGUACGGCCUGGUGGACCACCUGUACCGAUACCACGUGCCCUCCAGGACAUGGUGGAUUCUUAAAGAAAGCGGUCUGGCGCGGUACCUCCACAGGAUGGCGCUACUGAGCGGGACUCUGCUGGUGUUCGGAGGAAACACUCACAAUGACACGUCCCUCAGCCAUGGAGCCAAGUGCUUCUCUGCAGACCUCCUCAGCUAUGACCUGGCCUGUGACCAGUGGACUGUCCUCCCCACACCAGCUCUGCCUCUGGACGUCCAGCGCUUCGGACAAUCGGCUGUGGUCAGCAACAGCUCUAUGUACAUCUUUGGUGGAUUCUCUGGCGUCCUGCUGAGUGACGUCCUGCUCUACACUGCCCCCUCCUGUCUGGCCUUCUCUGACCCUGCCCGCUGUGCCAGGGCUGGACCGGGUGUACGCUGCCACUGGGUCGAAGGGUCGUGUAUCGCCUGGCAACCACAGUCACAUGACCUGAGCACCCGAGCUCCGUUCUGCCCGCCCCGACCAGCGAGCGCAGACGAGCAGUGCCUCCUGCUGGCAGACUGUGGCAGCUGCGUGUCCAGCUCUCGGGGCUGUCAGUGGUGUGAGGAGCACCGCUGCAUCUCUGCUCACACUAACUGCACUGUGUUGAGUGUGGAGGCGUCACUGCAGCAGACAGGGGGCGCUCUCUCCCUGGCCCCUCCCUCUUCACUGUCCGAGCAGCAGCUGAGCCUGUGGAAGCACGGAGCCCAGAGGAGGGGCCAUUCGGUGAGGGAGUGGGCGUGGUGCCAGCACACACAGGAGCAGGACUGUCUCUCUCUGAACACCUGCAGGAGCUGCUCUCUCAGGCCUCACUGUCAGUGGGACGGGCAGCAGCAGGAGUGCCAGCCUCUACCAGGUGAGGUGUGUGACGAGGGCUGGCACCAUGUUGGAGAGUCCUGUCUGAAGAUCAACUCCAGCUCCGACACUUAUGACAACGGGCAGCACUUCUGUAAGAACCAGGGCGGGAACAUGGCCUCUCUGCUGAGCCACACUCAGGUCGGCCACAUCCUGGAGCAGCUCAGCAAGCACCAGCAGCUCGGCAAGAAGCUGUCCCCUUGGGUCGGCCUGAGGAAGAUAAACGUGUCGUACUGGGCGUGGGAGGACAUGUCCCCGUUCACCAAUAGCAGCCUGCGCUGGUUACCGGGGGAACCGAGCGACGCCGGGUUCUGUGCGUACAUGGAGCGGGCGGAGGGAGCAUCGCUGAAGGCUAAACCCUGCACCGCUAACGCUAAUGGACUGAUCUGUGAGAAAGCUGCAGUGUUGGAGAGCCCGGUGCCGCGGCCCUGCAGACUGCCCUGCUCCCUCAGGACGGGCUGUAAGCAGUGCACAGGUCAGCCCAUGGAGUGUAUGUGGUGUGGAAGCACUCAGCGCUGUGUGGACGCCUCCGCCUACGUCCUGUCCUUCCCCUAUGGACAGUGUCUGGAGUGGGAGACGCAGGACUGUGCUGCUGAGACCUGCUCCGCCCUGCGCACCUGCUCCGAGUGCCUGCAGAGGGCGCAGUGCGGCUGGUGUGGUGACCCCUCUGACACUGGGAGAGGCGUGUGUAUGGAGGGCUCCUACAGAGGGCCCCUGAGGCCCCUGACCUCCAGCAGCAGACAAGGGCCCGGGGCUCCAGGACUGAGGGCCUUUCACAUGGAGCUGGACCAGAGUCUGUGUGACGCAGAGAGAGGAUUCUACUGGAGCUUCAUACAGUGUCCUGCGUGCCAGUGUAACGGGCACAGCCGCUGUGCCAACACCAGUGUGUGUGAACGCUGUGAGAACCUCACCACAGGAGCUCACUGUGAGAGCUGUGUGCCUGGGCACUACGGGGACCCCACCAACGGAGGACACUGCCAGGCGUGUGAGUGCAACAGCCAUGCCAGUGUGUGCCACACGGGCACAGGGAAGUGUCACUGCACCACCAAGGGCAUCAAGGGAGACCAGUGCCAGCUGUGUGAUUCAGAGAACCGUUACCUUGGCAACCCGCUGAGAGGAACAUGCUACUAUAACCUGCUGAUCGAUUACCAGUUCACCUUCAGCCUGCUGCAGGAGGACGACCACCACUACACUGCUAUCAACUUCAUGGCCAGUCCAGAGCAGAUCAGUAAGAACCUGGACAUGUCCAUCAACGCCUCCAACAACUUCAACCUGAACAUCAGCUGGUCCCUCAGCUCCACAGCGGGGACCAUCUCAGGAGAGGAGCUGACCGUCAUCUCCAGAACCAACAUCAGGGAGCACCGAGACUCCUUCUCCUGCGACAAGUUCAACUUCAGAGUCCACCACAACAUCACCUUCUACGUCUACCUGUCCAACUUCAGCUGGCCAAUCAAGAUACAGAUCGCGUUCUCUCAGCACAACUCCAUCAUGGACCUGGUGCAGUUCUUCGUCACUUUCUUCAGCUGUUUCCUGUCUCUGCUGCUGGGGGCCGCUGUGCUGUGGAAGAUCAAGCAGACCUGCUGGGCCUCAAGACGCCGAGAGGCGCUGAUGAGGGAACGGCAGCAGAUGGCCAGCCGCCCCUUCGCUUCGGUCGCCGUGGCGCUGGAGGUGGGCGAGGACCAGGAGGAGGGGGAGCUCCUGCAGCAGCAACAACACGCGGUGCCCAAACCCGUUGCAGUGGAGCCGUGUUGGGGAAGCAGAGCUGGGGUCCUCACACUUUUGCUCAACCUGCCCCGACUGAGCACAGGGACGCCCCCUCCUGGACAGUCAGGUCUGGCUCUGGUCAGUGCUCUGGUGGACACGUCUCUUCAGAGGAGCAUGGACUUUAAAGACAGAGGACUGAAGCAGCGCAGACAUACUGUCCACCACCAGGGGACGAGCGUCUGA